AUGUAUUCCGCUACACGCGUGACCAAUUACUACUCGAUUCUGGGAAUAUCUCACAACUCGUCUCUAAAGGACAUCAACAGCGCGUACAAGAAGCUCGCACUGAAGCAUCAUCCGGACAAGCAAGGCACCGGUAAUGCAGAUGUCUCCAACGACGAGUUCCAGAAGAUCCAAGAAGCCAUCGAGACCCUCCGCGAUCCCAUCCGGAAGCAAGAGCACGACGAUAUACUCCGUCGAGCUGGCUACUACUUCCACUCCACCCCGUUUGCCUCUGACGACGAGUACGAAGACUGGCCAGAAGGAUCUUGGAGACCUAUGAGCUGGAAGCGCUACGAGGAUUUCAAAGACCCCAUGGAGCUGUACAGAUACAAGUACGGCAAUAGUGUUCAUAUGGACCCGUUCGCUCCAGAGUCUCUGGUUGAGAAAGCUCGUGUAGAGAUCGAGAUCAGAGUAGGUGAGCAGUUGGAGAGAGAGGCUGCGGCGGCGGCGGCGGCAGCAGCACGGGCUGCGACUGCGGAUGGUAUGGGAAGUGAGAAUGGAGACAAUGACGGUGAGGAGGAUGAAGGGGUUGAUGACGGUGGCGUUUUGUUUAACAAACCUCAGCAUUUUCAGGACAUCCUGGAGUAUCUUCGCAAUCAGGAAGCUGCGAGUACUGAAAAGAGAAGAAUGGCAAUGAGGGUUAAUGUUGAAAAGGAUGAAGAGAGGUUGAGGAAUGAGGAGGAAGAAGAUGAACUCGACCAUGAUGAGAAAGAGUUUGCUCGUGGCUACGGUAAUGAACAUUGCUGGAAAUCUAAGGAGGCUGGGUCCGAUGUCCCCAGAGAGUGGCACGAGAACUUCUAUCACAACGAAGAAGAGACCGUCUACUACGGUGGAGACGAGGAUGAAGGCGAUGAUGAAGACGAUGAGGAGGAGGAGGAUGCCGAUGACAGCGACAACGAUGACGAAAAAGAAGAUGACGAUUAUCGUGGAGAGAGCCAGAAUGAUGAUCCUGAGGAUGAGGAUGAAGACGACGAGCAGCCCCAAGGCCCAGGAGCAGGAGCACCUACUCGACACCACGACAAUUUUUAUGAUGCGGAUCGCUACGAAGAUGAUGGAUAUUAUCAUUCCGAUGAUGAGGACGAUAUUUGCGAGGAUAACGGCAAUAACAAUGGAGCAGAUAUCUACUUCUUUCACUUCUCUCACACUGCGAGCGAGCAGCCUGCCUCGAACUUCUCCGAGAGCACCGAAUACGUGACUGCCGAAUGUGCUAGAGAAUCGGACGCUGAAUCUGUCAUGGAUGAAGCCGGCGGUGUCUGUCUGACUUAUUUAAUGAGCAAUUUGCCCCAACCCUCCGACUCGAGCAUCUUCGACCCUCCUUCCCUCCCCUCUGUCACGCCCUUCCUCCCCUCCCCCGCUAUCAAACCCAACGCCACCGCUAGCAUCGACAAUGGCGACCCGCUCCUCUUCCAUUUCUGCUCUAAACUCAACGGCCCAGCCAGCAGCUACACCAGCCAGGACUUCCUUUUCGAGCUAACUGGCAUGGUCUUCGACGUGUACUGCGGUUGGUUGGAAGGUGUCCGCCUCACGUUCCCGGGGGCGAAGCCGCUCAGCAAGGAGAAGCAAGAUGCCCCGACUUGUCUCCAUCUGGGCGGCUGGGAGAAGAGUUUUGGCCGGGACAAGUGUGACGGGUGCCAGCUUCGGCAGCCACUUUUUAUGCUCACUUGCCCGGGAUGCGGGAUUGAGAAGUGCGCGGGGUGCAGGUUGACCUCUGCUGCUGCUGUUGCUGCUGCGGGUAAGGGGGAGGGGGUGGGGGAUUUGCUGAGGGGAUGGGAUGCUACUGCGCUGGGCUGGUAG
Aspergillus piperis CBS 112811 is the source of this 1830-nucleotide messenger RNA. Its product is annotated as DnaJ domain protein. The coding region runs from base 1 to 1830 and encodes 609 amino acids. Gene Ontology annotation, cellular component: cytoplasm. The record is from RefSeq and is a predicted model, not a curated record. NCBI's taxonomy places the organism in Eukaryota, Fungi, Ascomycota, Eurotiomycetes, Eurotiales, Aspergillaceae. The transcript has 2 exons. Gene Ontology annotation, biological process: protein refolding.